Molecule: messenger RNA, 223 nt
Organism: Racocetra persica
Lineage: Eukaryota; Fungi; Glomeromycota; Glomeromycetes; Diversisporales; Gigasporaceae
Source: the annotation of a GenBank genome assembly
AUGAUUAUAUCCGAGCCUGUUCGGAUCGACUUGGCUCAGAGCCAGCUUGAGCCGCUCAAUUAUAAGCCGUUCCUAUCCCUAGUGUUGGAAAAUUGGGCAAGCAAUGUAACAUAUCAAAAAUUCUAUCAGAGGCGUAACAAGAAUAUUAGCAAAGAACAAGAUAACAGCAUCAAUCUUAAACCAAGCAAGAAUCUGAUACUCCAAAACGGUACUCGUAGUCAUG